Brienomyrus brachyistius is the source of this 9654-nucleotide messenger RNA. RefSeq names its product collagen alpha-6(VI) chain-like. Gene Ontology annotation, molecular function: extracellular matrix structural constituent conferring tensile strength; serine-type endopeptidase inhibitor activity. Gene Ontology annotation, biological process: extracellular matrix organization. The coding region runs from base 74 to 8260 and encodes 2728 amino acids. NCBI's taxonomy places the organism in Eukaryota, Metazoa, Chordata, Actinopteri, Osteoglossiformes, Mormyridae. The record is from RefSeq and is a predicted model, not a curated record. The transcript has 39 exons.
UGGCCGGUUACAUUUACAGAACAAAAUUACUUCCAAACUCCAUACAAGGGAAUGGGAACCCAGAGUCAGCCGAAUGUAUGUCCAUGGCAUGAAGAGUGACUCUGGCAGCAUGGCAGCAAUGCGGAGCGUCCUGUCUGUUGUGAUCAUCGCGUCCUGUCUGGUGUUCAGCAGUGCUCAACAAACAGUAUGCACGCAGGAAGCGGUGGCUGAUGUUGUGUUCCUGGUCGAUGGGUCAUCAAGUAUUGGGCUGGGCAACUUCAAGAAGGUCCAGCAGUUUCUUCUCACUUUGGUGGGCAGCUUUGAUGUGAGCUCAGCUCAAGUUCGGGUUGGGCUUGUCCAAUACAGCACAAGCCCACACCUAGAAUUCCUCCUUAAUACCUACCAAGAAAAGGAGCAGGUUUUGAAUCACAUCAGAAGCAUGCGUUACAGAGCAGGUGGCACGUUCACGAGGCUGGGCCUGGAGUUCAUGCUGACCACACUCUUUACGGCGGAGGGCGGCAGUCGGGCUCACGUGGGGGUUCCCCAGUUUGCGAUGGUCAUUACUGAUGGGAAGUCCCAGGAUGACGUCAAGCAGGCAGCUGACAUGGUCAAGAGAAGGGGCAUCACAGUGUACGCUGUUGGGAUUAAGGACGCCGAGCUAGAGGAGCUGCAUGACAUUGCCAGCAUGCCCGUGAGCAAGCAUGUCUACAAUGUGUAUGAUUUCGCCGCGCUGCAGGGCGUCUCGCAUGAUAUCGUCCGGGUGCUCUGCACCACCGUUGGGGAGGCCGCUCGCCAUGUUGUCCAGGUGCCGCAAGAAUGUGCAACAGCCAAUGUGGCCGACAUUAUGUUCCUGGUGGGUACCUCACCAAACUCCAGUCCCAAUGCUUUCCAGGAGAUGAAGAACUUUCUUAGAGGCUUUGUGGAAAGCCUUGAAAUCGGUCCAAACAGCGUGCAAGUGGGACUCGUGCAGAUUGGUGAUGACUCCCACCAGGAGUUCCUGCUGAAGGAUAACAGAGAUCAAACUACACUCUUAGAGAACCUUGACCGCCUUAGGCAAAGAGCAGGGAGUGCCAACAUUGGGAAGGCACUGCAACUCAUCAAAACUCGCUAUAUGGCUAAGGCAGGAGGAAACCGGAGCCCUAUGGUGGUGCCACAGAUAGUCAUUGUCGUCACAGACAGGAGCUCUGAAGACGAGGCAGAUGACAUUGCUAGCGAUCUCAGGGGGCAAGGAGCAUUCAUCUACGUCAUGACUGUGGGCAUGACAGACACCAAAAAGCUACAGAAAAUCUCCAACAGCCCCCAUGAACACUUCUUACUGACUGCCCAAAGCUACAGCAGCCUGACGACGAUGAAAGACAAACUCCUGCAAGUGGUGUGCCGCUCCGUGGAGUACCUCAUGGAAGCACUUACCCCAAGGAGUGCAGAUAUCGUCUUCCUGUUGGAUGCCACGAUAUCACCCCAACAAUAUCAGCAAGUGCGAAUGUUCCUAUCCCGCCUGAUGAACGCACUCACAGGCCGUGCGGACCACCGCUUUGCCUUGGUGCAGUUCAGUGACAAAGUGAGAACUGAUUUCCAACUGAACACCUCCCAAGAAUUCGUCAAGUUUUUCAAGAGCCAGCUGCGGCCACUACGUUCCACAACCAGCGACUUAAGCAAUGCCCUGACGUAUGUCGGUGAUAAUUUUUUCAUGCCAGGGGUGGGCGGAGUGUUGAGAGAGAGGGGGGGGAUGGUUCUCGUGGUCUUCAGCCCAGGGAAGUUCCAAGACAAAUUUGAUAGUGAAGUAAAAACUCUAAAGGAUAUGGGAGUGACUCUCAUUUGUAUUGGGUUUGACAAUUCUAAUGAGCAAACCCUGAAGGCCAUUUCCACAGAUUCUAAUAUGCAUUUGGUGACGCGACCAAACCUAUCAUUGGAUUUAAAGAAGACCAUAGAGAUCAAGGAGACGUUUGCGAAAUUACAGACUGCCUCAGAGUGCAGCUCUGCUAGGCUGGCGGAUAUUGUAUUCAUUGUGGAGUUUGGGAGGGACAAAAAGGAAUUCAAUGCCGUGCGUAGCUUCGUCCAUCAGAUAGUAGGUGGUCUUAACGUAAGCUCCAGCGGCGUAAGGGUGGGCAUCCUUGGGUACGGCAACACUCCCAAGGAUCUGGUCUCCCUGUCUGCCUUUAAUGAGAAGGAGGACAUCUUGCAGUACAUUAAGGUCAUGCCCUACCACAGCAGCACAGGUUCAAACAUGGGGCGUGCUCUGGAAUACGCUAAAAGCAACAUGUUCGCCACAAAAGCCGGAAGCCGCAAGAAGGAGGGUGUGCAGCAGCUAGCCAUCGUCGUUACGCGUGGAACGAGCCAGGAUGACGUGAACAUAGCAGCCUCUAACCUGCGACUCUCAGGAGUGACCGUAUACGCUGUGGGCAUGCAGGACACCAACACCACCCAACUGGAGCUUAUCGCUUCCUCUCCUGCCAGCAAGUUUGUUUUUACAGUGGACAGCAUAACGCAGCUCAACACGCUACAGAGUACCUUGAAGAAGUUCCUGUGUUACACCAUCAUUGACACACUUUAUUCCUCCCCGAGACGAAGGUUUCAGCUUAAAAAAGCAUGUACUCAGACAGAGGAGGCUGAUAUUUACUUCCUCAUCGACCAAUCUGGGAGCAUCACACCCCCUAACUUUAAGGAAAUCAAAGACUUUGUCACGGAAUUCAUCAAGAUGUUCAAGAUCGGACCAGAUCAGGUGAGGAUAGGCCUGGUGAAGUAUGCAGAUGCUCCCACGACAGAGUUCGAGCUGACACGAUACACCGACAAGCAGGAACUGCAGAAGGCAGUGCAGGAGGUGCAUCAGGUUGGUGGGGGCACAGAGACAGGAAAAGCACUCUCCUCCAUGCCAGAUCUGUUCCAGAAGGCGGCUGAGUCUCGGGGAGAAAAAGUGCCUCAGAUCCUGAUCACUGUCACUGAUGGAAAGUCAUCGGAUUCUGUCAUUAAUCCGGCCCGAACAUUAAAAGCCUUGGGCAUCACUGUUUACGCCAUUGGUAUCAAAGAUGCUGAUAAAAAAGAGUUGAAUGAAAUCGCCACCUCUAAAGACAAGAUGUUCUUCAUCGAUAAUUUCAGUGCUUUGAAACCCAUCAAGGAUAAUGUGGUCCGAGAUAUCUGCUCCCAGGAAGCAUGCAAGGAAGUCGUUGCAGACAUCACGUUCCUGGUAGACAGUUCUGGCAGCAUUGACAGUGAGGACUAUAAUAAAAUGAAGGCAUUUAUGGUCUCCAUUGUGAACAAGACAGACAUCGGUCAGGAUAAAGUUAAUUUAGGAGUUGUGCAGUACAGUGAUCAAUCAGAACUGAUAUUUGAUCUGAAUACAUUCUAUGACAAAGCAAGCAUGAGGACGGCCAUUAAUCAAAUGACGCAAUUAGGCUAUGGCACCCUGACUGGUGCGGCCCUCACUGACUUGUCUCAAUACUACGAAAAAUCCAGGAAAGGCGUUAAACAGAUUUUGAUCGUCAUCACUGAUGGCGAAGCCCAGGAUGACGUGGAGAUCCCUGCCGAGGCACUGAGAGAUAAGGGGAUUUAUAUAUAUUGCAUUGGUGUGGCUGGGGCACACCUCGCCCAACUGAUGGAAAUUACCGAUUCAAGGGACAGAGUCUUCUUUGAAAAGGACUUUGAUGCCCUAAAGCUUUUAGAAAAUAAAAUCCUUGUUGGAAUCUGUGAAAAGGAACCCGAGUGCAAAACAGAGGUGGCAGACAUAAUGUUCCUGAUGGACGGCUCUGGCAGCAUCAGCGUUGGCCAGUUCCAGAGCAUGUUGACAUUCAUGGUGUCCUUAAUUAACGACACCGACGUGGGACUGAAUCGAGUGCGCAUUGGGGCCAUCAUGUACGCCAACAAUCCCCAGUUGCUCUUCACUCUGACGCAGCACACCAGCAAGACUGCGGUGAGAAGCGCCCUCGCUGCCCUGAGGCAUCCUGGGGGCAGUACCUACACCUCCAAAGCCCUCCAGUUCUCCAAGAUAUAUUUUGGUAAGGAGCAUGGUGGCCGAAGAGAUGAUGGCGUCCCCCAGAUCCUGAUGGUGAUAACAGAUGGCCAGGCCACAGAUGCUAUUGCGCUGCCAAGGGUUUCCAAGGAUGUGCUGGAUGCUGGCAUCAAUGUCUAUGCAAUCGGCGUAGCAGGUGCUAUCGCAUCUGAACUGGAGACUAUGACCGGCAAUAAAAACAAGGUCUACUAUGUAGAUAACUAUGACUCUCUACACGGAAUUAAGAAGACUCUCUCCCAAGCUAUCUGCAAUGUAUCCAAACCAGAAUGUGUACUGACUAAAGCGGACCUUGUCGUGCUGAUCGAUGGGUCGGAGAGCAUUUCCCCCAAGAACUUCAUGAUCACCAAGAACUUCACGGCUAGACUUAUGUCCCGGCUCGUUAUUAGCCAGGAUCGCUGGAGGGUGGGCCUGGCGCAGUUCAGUUCCACUGCUCGGGAUGAGUUCUUCCUUAAUAAACAUUAUACUGAGGAUGCCGUCAUAAAUGCUAUCAGAGCUGUGGAGCAGCUGAGGGAAGGCACAAAGCUUGGGAAAGCUCUGGAGUUCAUGGCGAACUUCUUCACACCCAGUGCCGGCAGCAGGAUUGGCCAGAGGGUGCCCCAAAACUUGUUGGUGAUAACAGAUGGGGAUUCACAUGACGAGUAUCGGAUUGCCGCAGAAAAACUGAAGGCAAAGGGAAUCCAGAUCAUCGUGAUUGCCAUAGGAGAAGACACUGGGGAAGGCCGCAUGAAGCUGUUGCAGAUCUCUUCCAAUAAAAGGAUUUUCUUUGUCGAUGAUUUCUCGGUACUGCAAGAUGUCAGCACGCAGGUAUUUGAUGAUCUGUGUACGAAACCAGCAGAAACUCCUGCGAGCUGCACGAUGGACGUAGCCGUCGGAUUUGAUAUCUCUACGAGAUUCGCAGGGUCGGAGUUCUUCAGCGGGUUUGCGGGCAUUCAGACCCACCUCGCCGAUAUCGUCAGAGCCAUGACCAGCCCCCAGAGUCUCUGCUGCUUGACAGGAGAUGACAAGCUCAUGCCCAACGUCGGCUUCCGCCUGGUCGGCCGAGAUGGAGGGAUCGUUGUCGACUACAACUUUGAAUCCUAUAAUGCGGAAGUGCUGCGGAAGCUGCUGGAGCUUCAGUACAGCGGCACCACAUCCUUCAACAGGCAGAUGCUCCAGUCACUCCAGCAGAAACUCAGCGGGUCGAAAGCCGGUGUGAAGGUCAUGGUCAUCUUCAGCGACGGCCUGGGCCCCACCGAUGACACGCUUGAGGAACUUCUCAAGGAAUCGGAGCACCUCAGAACGGAAGGGAUCCAUGGGCUGCUGGUGGUGGCAUUAGGAAAUGUUCAGGACUCACGACUGCAGCAGCUGGAGUUUGGCCGGGGCUUUGAGUACCGGUUGCAGCUGAGCAUCAACAUGCAGAGCGUGGCUAGCACCAUGCGGGAGCAGGUGGUCACGGUCGCAGCUCGGCAAUGCUGUUCAGUCAUGUGCCAGUGUGGGGGCCUGGAGGGAGCUCGUGGCCAUGCGGGUCCACCCGGGACGCAGGGCUCGCUGGGACUGAAAGGAUACGCAGGAUACCCAGGAGAUGAAGGACCAAUGGGAGACAGGGGUGGCCCAGGUGUGAUUGGAACUCGUGGAUUACAGGGCUGCCAAGGGAAAUCGGGCGCCAAGGGGAGGACUGGCUUCAGGGGUGAACGGGGUAUUACUGGGGAGAACGGUCUGGACGGCAUUCUGGGUGAACAGGGCACCACAGGUUCUGCUGGGGAGAAAGGAGAGAGAGGAGAUCCAGGCAGCCCAGGUUACCAGGGCACUCCAGGAGAACCUGGCGUGAAAGGUCGGCCCGGUUUGAGAGGCGACCCGGGAGAGCCUGGAACUUCUAACAAUGUCCCAGGUGCCAAAGGGGAAAUAGGAUACCCAGGAUUACAGGGUGACGUUGGGGACAAUGGAGCGCUGGGAGAUCUAGGUAGUCCAGGUAACCAGGGUCCUGAUGGCAGAAGAGGUGAACCAGGUUUUCCGGGGGCACCUGGAAAUCCAGGAGCAACUGGACCUUUGGGGACCCCUGGGUCCCCUGGGCCACAGGGGCAGAGAGGAAGCUCUGGACCCCCUGGACCUAAAGGGGUUAUAGGCCUACCUGGGCCUCAGGGUCCACCAGGAGCUCUGGGUGAGAAAGGACGUCUUGGACCUUCAGGCAUGAAAGGAAUGAAGGGCCAAAUGGGAGAUAUGGGCAUGAAAGGAGAACCUGGACCAGCAGGUCUGAGAGGGUCACCGGGCCAGGAUGGUACUGAUGGUUAUGGGGAACCUGGAGCCAGCGGACUGAAGGGAGAGUCCGGUUUCCCCGGAUUCCCUGGACUCACAGGGGAGAUAGGGUUCCUUGGAACUAAAGGGAAUCCGGGUCCGAAGGGGAACCGUGGACGAUCAGGCUAUGCUGGAAUGCCAGGAGAAACAGGAGAUCGUGGGAGUCCUGGAUCUCCAGGGUGGAAGGGACCAAGAGGAAUAACUGGACGGAGACAAAGAUCUACAUGUGACCUAGUCACCUAUAUUAAGGACAACUGUGGUGAGCUAUUACUUUGCAUGAUUCCCGGCUGGAUUAGACAUUUGGACAGCAUCCUGGAAAAACCUUUUCUUUCCUGUGCAACACCAGGUCGACUGUCCUGUCCCCCCUACCCAACCGAGCUUGUGAUUGCCCUGGACAUGUCACAAGAAGUGACGAAUGUGGACUUCCGGCGAAUUAACGAAACAGUCGGGGCACUGCUGGAUGGAGUGGCCAUUGCGGAGAGCAACUGCCCCAUGGGAGCCCGGGUGGCCAUAGUCUCCUACAACACCAACAUCAAGUACCAUGUGCGGUUUUCAGACCAUCACAGCAGGCGAAAACUUAUGGACGCCAUCUGGAACAUUCCGUACGUGAGGUCGUCCAAUGUCCGGAACAUUGGGGCCGCCAUGAGAUUUGUGGCCCGCAAUGUUUUUAAGCGCACACGGCAGGCCACUCUGAUGAGGAAGGUGGCAGUCUUCAUCACCAGCGGCACGUCCCAGGACAGAGUGGCCCUCAGCACUGGUGUUCUGGAGCUCAGGGCCAUGGACAUCAGCACUGCUGUUGUGGCCCUAAAGCCAGCUCCCGAACUCAGACGUGUGUUUGAGGUGGAUGACAGCGGCACCUUUAUGCUCACUAACUUGGAAAAGAACCUGGAGGUCAAACGACAGCUAGAGACAAUCAAGAAUUGCAUCAUCUGUUUCGACCCAUGCAGACCAGGCAGCGAGUGCAGAGUGAGGAACACGGCGCCCAUAGACGAUAUGGACAUGGAUCUAGCCUUGCUGAUGGACAGCUCCAGCAGUUUGCAGUCCAACCAGUACCAUGGAGUCCAGCAACUUCUGGGCUGGGUCGUGGACCAGAUAGUCAUCAGCAACCAGACCCGGAGACCUGACCGGGUAGCCAGAGUUGCGUUAGUCCAACAAGGCAUCUCCAGUCAACUUCAUGAGGGUGAGAAUCCAGUUCAUGUAGAGUUUGGCUUCACGCACCAUCCCUCUGAUAUGAAGAGGAACAUCGCUCAGAUGAGGCAGGUGGGAGGCCGUGGUGCUCUGGGUCAUGCAGUAGAGUGGACCACCCAAAACCUACUGUCAGACCCUCGAAAGAACAAGGUGAUCAUAGCCGUCGUUGGAAGGGAUGGCAGCUACUUGGACCAGCAAAAGUUGGAAAGGGUCUCCAUGCAGGCCAAGUGCCAGAACUGGGUCCUGCUCACCCUCACCGUGGGCACGGAGUUUAACUGCACGCAGGUAGAAGAACUGGCCAGCGAGCCCAUAGAGCAGCACAUCGUCCACCUAGGCCAGGCGAAGGCGGCAGAGCUACAGUACGCCCAGCGUUUCCUCAGGACCUUCUUCCAAAUCCUAAAAAGGGGCUUCAACAAAUACCCAUCACCCCGUCUUCAGCAGACCUGCAGAAGAGUAAGACCCACAGCAACAAUAUCAGAAGCUGCCUGGGGGCCGCCAGCUCAGAGUUUUAUUGCAGAAGAGCUGGUCGGACAGGGGCCAGCAGUGGAAGUUUAUGCCGAUGAGAGGCACAUCAAAGGGGACGGCACCGAGGCUGAGGUGAUAGAAGAGGCAGCCGAGUCUGAGUAUGGAGCUACCAGCGGGCUCCCUGCCACUUGCUUACUGCCGUUGGAGACUGGCGGCUGUCAGAAUUACACUCUGAAGUGGUACUUUGACUCCUCAAAGAAAGAGUGUUCCCGAUUCUGGUUUGGAGGCUGCGAUGGCAACGACAACAAGUUCGAGAGCUGGGAGAAGUGCGAGGCUGCCUGCAUGAUGAAAUAGUUCUCAGGGACCUCGCUUCGUCUGAAAACCCAUUCAUGUUUGCUCCUGUCCAAACCUCAACCCUGCACUGCAGAGCUGUCCCAUGGCAAAAUGGGAUGUUUCUCUUUUAUACAUCCUCAUCAUCUGUCAGUGCCAAAGAGUCACACUUUAUGUCAACAUAAAAAAAAGAAACAUUCGCUGGUCAAAAGUCUGCUCCCAUAAUCAAGAGCGGACGAGCAGGAAUUACAGAUGCCCAACCUAUGUCAAUAAGAACUGCAAUAAGUUUUUAGCUAUAGAAAGCAACCUUGUAGCUUACUUUACAAGAACACAAAUCUGACAGUAUUUACCUUCCAUAAUCCAUAUGGUUCAUCAAUAUUUUUUACAAUACUUGACCGAACUUGGAAUUUGUACCUGGAAUUGUCCAUCUGCUUUCAUUGUCCAGUUUGAAUUCCAGUGCUGUGCUUCGAAGUUAAUGAUAUUCCAGUGCUGUGCUUCCCGGUUAAUGGUAAAAGCAGUGCUUUCAGGAACAUUCUUACUUUAUAAAUUCUCUCCAACUCAUAAAUAGGAAGCAGCAAAACUCGUCAGAUGCGUCACAUCAACGCAACAGAUUAUUUUCAGUCUGUAACUCUUUCUGUGGGAUACUGUGGUAUCUUCCCACGCCCGGGGCAGAGAUGAUCUGUUUGUAAAUGACCGACUGAUGUUGGUAAAUAAAAUCAGCUAUCUCACAAUCCCUGUUUCAGAGUUUCCCACAGUCUAGACACCAGUACCUUUGUACUGAUUAAAAUCAAGGAUGUAUUUAUUGAAAAUAUAAAAUCAGAUUCUUCGGUGUGAGCUGAGAUCUUUUUCUGUGCUGGGUUGCUUGCUGUUAAACCUGGAUACCUUGGGUUGCUUGCUGAUACCUUUUUACGAUGGUGCUAGAGUCAGAUGACAUACAAAGACUGACCUCAAGAAGAUUUGAUGGCUGUUUUCAUUAAAUACUCGAAGAAAACAAAGCUAAUCUCAUUUUUCCAUGAAAUGUGUGUUCGGCUUGUUUUUACAUGCAUGUCAAACGCGAGACCACAUUCUCUCACUCCUGUAUAACCAACCAUUUUAUAAUUUGUUCAAAUACAAAUCUCUGUGGAACUCAAACAAUAUGUCAUACCAAUCACAUUAAAAUGUUGCUUUUAAACCAUUGUUAAAAUUUGGUAUUGAUUUUCAUAGAAAGGCACAGAUAUUGGAGGGUUUCAUACUUGACAGUAACAUAGUCUUUUUCAGUUCAUUUUUGAUCAGCGGCAGCAUAAGAUCCUGUACAUUUCUUUAUUUUUCACAUUCUGUGCAGAGGGAAUGAAGGCGAUGGUCACGCUUCACCACAUCACAUACUCACUUAUGUCCCGAGACAUAAUGUAUGUCACACAUUAAAUGCGACCUAUAAAACA